Molecule: messenger RNA, 849 nt
Organism: Seminavis robusta
Lineage: Eukaryota; Bacillariophyta; Bacillariophyceae; Naviculales; Naviculaceae
Source: the annotation of a GenBank genome assembly
AUGAAUGAUGGACAAGAGUGCAAACGCUCUGCGGCGAAGCAUAUUGUUGUAACCAAGAUGCGACUGUCUCGUUGCUUGCUGCCCUUGGCAUCCACUGUUUCGUACUGUUUCCACCCAGGCAGUGCAGCGAAUUUGUCUGCCUUUGUCAGUAACACCACAGCCGGAGGCGGCAAGAGUACAGGCCGACACAUGACAUCCGGUGACGACGCGGGACGAUCGCCUUUGGAUCACGAAUACCCAGGCACAGCCGUCGAACGGAUGCUCAAUAUUCGAGCUCGAGUGGCGCAGCUUGCCAAGGGUGACGAUUUAUUUCAGCCGUGGGAAGAUGUGAGGCGUCGCAUUCUGUGGGCUGGAGGCCUCAAAGAUCUCACCAAUGUUCGACCGGGAGAAGGCUACACGGGGCAUGCUUUCAACGACUUUAACCAUGUGGAUUUGACCGCCAUGAUGCCCGUGGAUAGUCAAAACAAUGGUGAAAUUCGAGGCAUUGCUAGAGGGAAUUUCCUCGGCAAGGGUAUUCGAGUUGCCUCCCUUCCAGAACUUGGAUCUGGAGGAUCUUGGUCGACCUGUGCACUCGGGUGCAACAAAGAUCCACCACAAGAUGUGGCCCACAUUCAAUUCCAAUCCAGAAUCGCCUUUAAACUGGUUUGGGUGCCCAAUGAACAUUUUGAUACGUUUGUACUGGUGGACGAUGAUGGCAGGCAAUUGGCACACGGAAAGCCAUCCGACGGUCCAGCUGGACUUCCCAAUCUAAGAGAACGGCAACGCAACUAUCAGAUUGUUGCGGGAUCGAAAUACGCCAAAGAAGCUGAGGCGCUGGCCCGAAAGAAUAGUGUAAAGGAUGAACUAUGA